GGAAGAAGCGGGUCUGAUUAGCUUAGCUAGCUUAGGUUGCUAAAAAUCUUUAUAGUGCAAAAAUGGCGUCGGUCAACCCAUUUAAUCUCAGUGAUUCUGAGGAGGAGGCUGAGCGGCGCCCCAAUGAAACAGUUGACACAGAGAGGAGCCCGAGCGACGGAGCGCCAGGGCCACCGCCAGGCAAUCCUUUCUCUCCGCCUGCGGACGCCGAACCUCCGACGCUCCUGCUGUCUAGCAACCGGACGAGCCCCAGCGGUGAGGGCAUCUCGGUGUCGGCCGCGGCCACCUCCGCUAUGGCAGGCAGCGCCGAGGCACGGGUGUCUGUGGAUGUCAUUGCUGCUCAGCUAUUAAGGGACCAAUACAUUCUCACGGCCCUGGAGUUUCACACUGAACUGUUGGAAGCAGGCAGAGAGCUUCCGCGACUGAGGGAUUAUUUCUCCAACCCUGGCAACUUCGAGCGACAGAGCGGCACUCCACCGGCCAAAGACCAGGUACUCGGACCUGGAGGACCGCUGAAUCGAGCUGGCAGCAUCAGCACCUUGGACUCUCUGGACUUUGCCCGAUACUCGGAUGACGGCAAUCGAGAGUCAGACGAACGGGUGGCAGUGCUGGAGUUUGAGCUACGGAAAGCAAAGGAGACCAUUCAGGCUCUGCGCGCCAACUUGACUCAGGCAGCAGAGAGCGAAGUGCCCUCUCAGGAGAGAAAAAACUUCAAGUCAAGUCCUGAAAUUCAGGAGCCUAUACGCCCACUGGAGAAAAGAGCCUUAAACUUCCUUGUGAAUGAAUAUUUAUUAAAAAAUGAAUACAAACUCUCAUCCAUCACCUUCUCUGAUGAAAACGAUGAUCAGGACUUUGAGUUGUGGGACGAUGUCGGCCUCAACAUCCCAAAACCUCCCGACCUGUUGCAGCUCUACAGGAACUGCGGCACCCCCCUUCCUUCUCCUCGGGACACAGUCGACGUGUCAGUAGGGGUGGAUUUUGGUGAUCUUCCAGGAAACUGCAUUGCUCAAGAUCCCCCAAAGAAGCCUGACUUGUCACAACAGCAACAGACAGAAGUCGUACAAGAGCUAGAGUACCAGAUCAGCCUCCUCAACAAUGAGAAGCAGAGCCUAGCAGAGCAGAUCAAAAAACUGCAGAGUGAGAUUCAGACACUGAAGAGGACUGUCUCCUCCCCACCUCCGGCCACUCUGGACUUGGGUACCCAGAAUACAUUAAACCCCUCUUCCACUUCUACCGCCACCGCUUGCUCCACUGACCCUCUCUCUGUGCCUCCUACAGAUAAUGGCCAGUAUCUGGAUAUCAGAGGGGUUUCAGAAGCUGGUAAUGACCCCACCUCUACUCAAAACACAUCACAGUCCCACCCACCAUCCCACAACAAGCUUAAGAGUCAGCCACCCGUCCAGUUUGAUCAACCGAACAGGAAAUUAUCUCCGGCCUUCCUGCAAGCCUUGCUGUCCUUCUGCAGAAUGUGUUCCGACAGCCGCCUGGGAGCAGAGGUGUCUCGUAUAGCUGACAGCGAGGAGAGUGUGAUGUUAAUGCUGGGCCGCUGUCUUCCUCACAUCGUCCCCAAUGUGCUUCUUGCUAAACGAGAGAGAAUGGUUGCGCACCUUUGCCAGGAGUUGAUUCCUCUCAUCCUGUGUACCGCCUGCCUACACCCAGAGCCUAAAGAGAGAGACCAGCUCCUUCACAUCCUUUUCAACCUAAUCAAGAGACCGGAUGAUGAGCAGAGACAAAUGAUCUUGACGGGCUGUGUUGCGUUUGCGAGACACGUGGGUCCCACGCGGGUGGAGGCUGAGCUACUUCCUCAGUGCUGGGAACAGAUUAACCACAAAUAUCCAGAGAGGAGGUUGUUGGUGGCAGAGUCCUGUGGAGCCUUAGCACCUUACCUGCCUAAGGAGAUUCGUAGCUCCCUGGUGUUGUCCAUGUUGCAGCAGAUGCUUGCUGAGGACAAGGCUGACAUGGUCAGGGAGGCUGUGGUCAAGAGUCUGGGGAUUAUCAUGGGUUACAUAGAUGACCCUGACAAGUACUCCCAGGGUUUUGAGUUGAUGCUGCUGUCUCUUGGGGACCCAUCAGAGCGGGUGGUCAGUGCAGUCCACCAGGUCUUCAUUCCUGCCUUUGCUGCCUGGACCACAGAGCUGGGCACUCUGCACACUUCACUUAUCCCUUCUCUAUUAGCGCGUAUAGAGAAGCUACUUAAUGGAGAACACGGUCUGGAUGAACACAAGCUCCACGUUUUCCUGUCAGCCCUUCAGUCUCUCAUCCCUCCUCUGUUUGCCGUGGUGCUGCAGAAUGCACCUUUCACCAGCAGAGCCAAACUCCACGGAGACAUACCUGCAAUAGAAGUGACCCGGUUCCCCAGGCCAGCUUCUCCUCUCCAGGAUGUGGCAACUAUCAUCGGCAGCAGGGAGAUGCUAAGUGCUCUACUGCUACUCUAUGACCACCAGUUAGAGCAUGAAGGAACCACUGGCUGGGACAGUCUGCUCUGGGUGGUCAACCAACUCCUGCCUCAGCUCAUAGAGAUUGUGGGUCGCAUUAAUGUGACAUCAUCAACCUGCGUACACGAGUUCUCACGCUUUUUCUGGCGGUUCUGUCGCACAUUUGGAAAGAUUUUCACCAACACUAAG
Stegastes partitus (bicolor damselfish) is the source of this 2624-nucleotide messenger RNA. RefSeq names its product lisH domain and HEAT repeat-containing protein KIAA1468 homolog. The transcript is spliced from 20 exons. Lineage: Eukaryota; Metazoa; Chordata; Actinopteri; Pomacentridae. The record is from RefSeq and is a predicted model, not a curated record. Gene Ontology annotation, biological process: intracellular cholesterol transport. The annotation marks the transcript as partial. Gene Ontology annotation, cellular component: trans-Golgi network; recycling endosome. Gene Ontology annotation, molecular function: protein binding.